Mixia osmundae IAM 14324 is the source of this 1647-nucleotide messenger RNA. RefSeq lists its product as uncharacterized. Bases 1 to 1647 code for a protein of 548 amino acids. The transcript is spliced from 4 exons. NCBI's taxonomy places the organism in Eukaryota, Fungi, Basidiomycota, Mixiomycetes, Mixiales, Mixiaceae. The record is from RefSeq and is a predicted model, not a curated record.
AUGACGGACUGGCCUCAUCUCUAUUCGGACUUUGCGGAAGUAGUUGCUGAUCAGGGCGGCUUAUCAGAGGCGAUUGAGAUCUUCGAGCACGUCAAGUCGCGCGGCACUAAGCCACCUCGUCGCAUCGUCGCCAUCCUACUAGCCCUCAUCCUCAAUCCUGCUCUUGCCCUCCCCGUGUCUCACUAUGCCGAGCAAUGGGAAGAGCAAACGAAUAGAUGGGCAGGCGGGUCAGCGCAGCGAUUGGGCGACUCGCUCUAUACCAGCGUGGACUGGCUACAACUGCGCGCACUCGAGGUCCUCGCAGACUGGCUAGAUGCCACCGGUCCCGGAAUGCUGCUCAGAACGCUCCCAAGAGCGGCUGACCUCCAUGCGGAUUCGGACGCAGAAUACGAUAGGCCAAAGAAGAGGCGUAGGCAACUUCAGCCGCUCAGCAGAGCUAGUUCGGAGCCAGAAGAGACCGCUUCCUCUGCUUCACUCAGGGCGAUUGUGGAGAGGCUUCAGGACCUACCGGACGCCUGGGAGCUCCUCAAAGGUGCGCUCGAACCUGCCAAAACCCAGCCAACUGUAGGCAAUCAGUCGAGCGAUUGGAUAUGCGACUAUGCUUGGCGAGCGCUGGCUCUGCUCGUCCAUGCCUGGUCUGACGAGUCACUGCUUUCACGCCCGGAAUCGUCGCUGGGCGAUAGACCGAGCGAUCCCGAUGCUGCGAGACAUGACCACAAGAGUUCGAUUAACCUGCUGGCGCAGUUUCCACCUCGACAGGGUGGUCCACGCAAGCCACCACGCGCUCUCCUGGAUCUGCUCCUGUAUCCUUUCCUACAUUCUGUACCGCAACUAGCGUGGCAGCAGACUCGUUGCCAGACCAUCCUGCAGCUCUGGCCACUUAUCAUCGAGCUGGCUCUCACUGAGCAGAUAGAUGGGCCCCUACUUCUGAGAGACUUUGCGCAAGCGAUAUGCCAGCCAGACUUUGCGCUCGACAGCUUUCUUGCUCGCCUUCCGACGUCUCAUCGUGCAAAUAAAGACAUCUUGACAUUCUACAUCGAGCUCAUCUGCACUGUCAUCACAGACUGCUCGACGAAGAUCCAGGCGGCGCCUGCGCCUGCAAAUCGACCUACGCCAUCGGCGAGCGGCAGAAGCGAUGCAGCCUUGCUCGAUAGUCCGGAUAGAAAGCGACCGAAAGCGCGAGCUGGCCCUUCGCCCAAAUUUAAGCCCACCAUCGCUCUCAGCAGAUCGGCCACGGGCUUCAGAGUCCCCUCGCCAGCAGAGGCAGUCCGGACGUACUUUCGGGCUACUUUUGUCGAGGCAGUGGCGCCCAGGAAAGCGGACGAGUCAUCUGACCGUUUGCGCCUCCUGGCACACGUUCGUAGCGUACUCUUGAAGACCUGUCUCCUGCGACUGCUCUGGAAUCGACUCAGCCUGACCAGUGCGUCCAAAAAGCCCUUGCAUGAGGUUUUGCAAGGCGGCGAGCUGGCUACUGCCAUUGCUGGCGCAAGAUACCAAGUCAACAAGAGCACAGAGGGACUCGAGAAAGACGCCGACGCGCAUAAUAAGCUCAGGACAGCGAAAUUGACAAUGAAGACUGUACUUCAUACCGUCAGCUGCCUCUGCGAGAAAGCGGUGAAGCAGGAGAUGGAACGAUCUGAUUUGUAG